Molecule: messenger RNA, 666 nt
Organism: Hyaloperonospora brassicae
Lineage: Eukaryota; Oomycota; Peronosporomycetes; Peronosporales; Peronosporaceae
Source: the annotation of a GenBank genome assembly
AUGGUUGCAUCUAACCUGUGCGCGCUUCUCUUUGGUGCUGUUCUUCUCGCUUGUACUGUCACCGCGUCGGGUCUCGUUGAACCAGAAGCCAAGGAACCUGUCGUCCAUGCGAACAAGGGCUUCGACCUUACGGAGGUGCUCUCUUCUAACGCGACGAAUCAGGAGAAUCGCAGCAUACCUGGAUUGAUCGAGGCUCCGCUGGCUGAACUUGAACGACUUCGUGCCGCCGCCCAGAACAAGAUACUUGAACAUCUGCCGGCUUCAAUCACCCGGUCAUACGAUGUGGCUGAAUUGCCGGGAAUUAAACUUACAGACAAAGCUCUGAGUUCGAACUUGGUCUCUCUUGUUGAUCAUUUAGCUACUGAAAAGGUACCCAUGGGUGAAGCUGUGCAGACGAUGAUAAAACAUUCCAGCAACCUGGAUGUGGCGAUCAUGCUCAUUGCGGCCGCACACGCGCCGAAUGUUAACAAAGAUGUGGUGGUUCGCGCGGAGAAAGAGCUGUUCGUGAAAUGGCAGACGACGUUCCAUUCUAAGCCAGAAGGGAGGGCCGGGCUGGAGAUGGAGGCGGGGACAAUCGCCUGGAAGAAACGGUUCAUUGGAUUCAGCUUAAACAGAUGGUCUCAGUUUGGACAGGACAAGGGUAUCACACCCGUUAUGCCCCACUGA